UCGAGUGCCGGCGUCGGAGCCGUAAAUUGCGGGUGAUGUAUAAAAGCCGAGCGAACAGCACACCAGUCAUACAGUUCACAGCGAACAACUAAGGAAGUUAUACAUCCAUCCUCCUAGCCCGACUAAACCAGCUCAACCAAGCCCAGAAAUGCGUGGAUUCAUUGUCUUGUGCCUCUCCGCCAUGGCGCUGGCCGCGCCUCAAGGCUACAACUACAAUCCUGCCCCAUCCGGCUUUGGCGGAGUCAGCACCGCCAGUGGCGGGUCGGCCUUCUUCCAGGGCAGUGCGCAGGCAGCUCCCGUGCAGCAGCAGACCUUUUUCCAGCAGCCAGCUGUGCAGCAGGUGCAGCAGGUCAGCCACCACCACCACCAGCAGCAGCAGCAGCAGCAGGCUAUCGUGUCCAAGCGCUUCUACAUCCAUUCAGCUCCAGAGGAGGCUGAGGACUACAAGGAGCGUCACAUCACCGUAGGCGUGCCCAAGCGCAACUACAACGUUGUGUUCAUCAAGUCGCCGCAGCGCAACAACAAGAAGACCAUCAAGAUCAGCCCAGCCUCCAAUGAGGAGAAGACGGUCAUCUAUGUUCUGAGUAAGAAGGGCGAGAGCGACGUCCAGGCCGAGGUGGUUGAGCAGGCCAGCUCCACCAGCAAGCCAGAGGUCUUCUUCAUCAAGUACAAGACCCAGGAGGAGGCAGCCCAUGCGCAGCAGCAGAUCCAGGCCCAAUACGACGCCUUGGGAGGCAGCAGCCAGCUGACCGACGAAGGUGUGGCCCCCGUGACCUCCGUCAUUGGCGCCUUGGGCGGAAACGAUGGACAUGUCGAGGCUGGCGGUCUUGGCGGCACUGGAGGCGGCCAGAUCAUCUCCUCUGGCUCCGCAGGCUCCUCGCACACAGGCAAUGCCUAUCUUCCGCCCAAUUUCUAAACAGUUGAGCUGAGCAGGGAAUUUCGAAU
Molecule: messenger RNA, 945 nt
Organism: Drosophila subobscura
Lineage: Eukaryota; Metazoa; Arthropoda; Insecta; Diptera; Drosophilidae
Source: RefSeq, a predicted model, not a curated record